Molecule: messenger RNA, 555 nt
Organism: Melampsora larici-populina 98AG31
Lineage: Eukaryota; Fungi; Basidiomycota; Pucciniomycetes; Pucciniales; Melampsoraceae
Exons: 6
Coding region: 1-555 (184 amino acids)
Biological process (GO): clathrin coat assembly; endocytosis; actin filament organization
Cellular component (GO): clathrin-coated vesicle; actin cortical patch
Molecular function (GO): phosphatidylinositol-3,4-bisphosphate binding; clathrin light chain binding; phosphatidylinositol-3,5-bisphosphate binding
Source: RefSeq, a predicted model, not a curated record
AUGUUCAAAGCUUUGAUUAUGGUACACAAAGUUUUACAAGAAGAUCAUCCACUUACUGUAAGAGAAGGACAACCACAGUCAGGUUAUGGUGCUUUGAUUCAUGCGUAUGUUUCUACUAUCUUGGCUAAACACAGGUUUCAUAGACAACAUCCUGAAUUUGAUGGAUUACUCCAAUACAAGGAAUAUAUUUCAUUGAAUAAUAUUGAUGAUCCUAAUGAAGGAGCCAUGCAUUGUCGUGCUGAUGCGAUGGGUGCACUACAACCUUUACGAGAUAAUUACAAGUAUCUCACUGGUCUGAUCAACAUUUCUAAACUUCCUCAAGAGCCACCUCACUUGACAAAUAGUGGAGAUGCACCCGAAUUACUACGAAGACCAGCCAAGACUCCAGAACGGAAGAAUAAAUAUGAAGCAUUGGCUAAUCUUUAUUCACAAUUAAGGACUGAAUAUUUAGGUAUGUUGAGUAAAUUCAAGGCUAUGCAAUCGAAAGCUAAUAGUGCUCAAGAAGCUAUUGAUCAAAUGGAACGGAGAAAAGGAAUAUUGAAGCUAAAAAUUUAG